Messenger RNA from Vespa crabro (European hornet), 2554 nucleotides. Its product is annotated as glutaryl-CoA dehydrogenase, mitochondrial. Gene Ontology annotation, cellular component: mitochondrial inner membrane. Gene Ontology annotation, molecular function: flavin adenine dinucleotide binding; fatty-acyl-CoA binding; glutaryl-CoA dehydrogenase activity. NCBI's taxonomy places the organism in Eukaryota, Metazoa, Arthropoda, Insecta, Hymenoptera, Vespidae. Gene Ontology annotation, biological process: fatty-acyl-CoA biosynthetic process; fatty acid beta-oxidation using acyl-CoA dehydrogenase. Bases 368 to 1651 code for a protein of 427 amino acids. The record is from RefSeq and is a predicted model, not a curated record. The transcript is spliced from 8 exons.
AAAAAAAUUAAACAAAUAGAUAGAUAAAUAGAAAAAGGAUAAAUAAACAGAGACGGGGCCGAACGACCGAUUUUUCAAUUUAUAUGUAUGAGAUAAAGAGAUUUUGUAAUAUUUAAUGAAACUCUUAAGCAACGACGUAAAAGUAGAUCGUUGUAUGAUAAUACAUCGGUAAGAUAGAUCCCGUUCGGAAGUCAGAAAGUUCAAUGAUAAAAAUAAGUAACGUUACUAGAAUUGUCAGAGAAUAUGUAUCUCAUUUAUCGCUACUGUGUGCGAUUAGAUACGUGUCGUGCAUAUAAAUUAAGAAAAAUCUGAACAAAAUCAUUGAUCUGAAAUCAACUAGUCAGUUCUUUAACGGAUACUCGACAAGAUGGUAGUUCGCGUACAGACCAAAUUUUUUAAGUGUAUAAAUUUAUAUAAACAAAUUUUAACCAGACGAAUCUCUGUAAUUUCGUGUCUACAAAAAAAACAUACACAGUUCAAAUGGGACGAUCCGUUCGAUCUCGAGUCUCAAUUAACACAGGAUGAGAUUAUGAUAAGAGAUCAAUUUCGAAAUUAUUGUCAAGAAAGAUUGAUGCCCCGUAUUAUCGAAGCCAAUCGUAAAGAACAUUUUCACAAGGAAAUUAUUAAGGAGAUCGGUUCUCUUGGCAUUUUGGGUUGUACCUUGAAGGGUUAUGGAGCUUCAAAUGUAUCCUCGGUAGCUUAUGGACUUCUUGCUAAAGAGAUCGAGUCUGUCGACAGUUCUUAUAGAUCAUCGAUGUCCGUACAAUCGUCGCUCGUUGCCGGUGGUAUAUAUGCGUACGGUGAUCAAACUCAAAAGGAACGAUUUCUUCCAAAACUUAUUACCGGAGAUUUAAUUGGAUGUUUCGGUUUAACCGAACCCAAUUAUGGUAGCGACGUUGCAGGCAUUCAAACUAGAGCUGUAUAUGAUUCUGAUAAAAAAAUUUACAAAUUGAAUGGAAGCAAAACAUGGAUUACGAACGCACCUAUAGCCGAUAUAUUGAUCGUUUGGGCAAAAUGCGAGGAUGAAAUUAUUCGGGGAUUUAUAAUCGAAAGAGAAAAAAAUCAAAAUCGUUUGUCCACGCCGAAAAUCGAAGGAAAAUUUUCAUUGAGAGCUUCCGCCACUGGGAUGAUACUGAUGGACAAUGUCAUAGUACCCGAAGAAAAUUUAUUACGGAGCGUAGAGGGCUUGAAAGGACCGUUUAAUUGUUUAAACGAUGCUCGUUUUGGUAUAUCCUGGGGUGCAUUGGGAGCAGCUGAAACUUGUUUUAAAAUAGCAAGAUCAUAUACAUUAGAAAGAUUACAAUUUAAUAGACCUUUGGCUGCUAAUCAAUUGAUACAAAAGAAACUGACUGAUAUGAUGUGCGAUAUAGCGUUUGGUUUACAAGCAUGUUUACGGGUUGGAAGAUUAAAGGAUGAAGGCAGGAUUAACCCCGAGAUGAUCUCUAUGUUAAAGCGAAAUUCUGCUAGCAAAGCGUUAGAAAUUGCCAGGACCGCGAGAGACAUGUUAGGUGGUAAUGGCAUAUCGGACGAGUAUCACGUCAUUAGGCACGUGAUGAAUCUCGAAUCCGUUAACACUUACGAAGGUACUUACGACAUACACACUUUGAUACUCGGAAGAACGAUCACCGGAUUAGCCGCCUUUGCUGGAUAAGAUAUUUUCCUCCUUGUUAUUUCAGCCAGGAGAUGUAAGAAAGUAGGUUCCACCUUUAAAAACUGUCGUAAAGUUAUUAAUAUGUCUUUUUUUUUGUUUUUGUUUUCCGUUCUACUUUUUCUUUUUUUUUCUUUUUUAUUUUUGUUUUCUUUUUUCUUUCUACCUCUUUACCUUUACUUUUUUCUUUUUUUUUUUUUUUUUUCUUUUUUCUUUUUUCUUUUUUCUUUUUUCUCUGACGAUAACAUCCUUUUGGUUUCUCUUUUUUAAACCACUACUCGUAACGAAUGAUAUAUUUUCCUCUUGCUGUUGUUUUUUUUUUUUUUCUAAAUUUAAUCUAAAUCUUUUUUUCUUCUUUCUCUCUUUCGUUUGUCAACAAAAAAAAAUUUAUUAUACAUUAUCGCUUUAUAUUAUAUGCGCUCAUUUAAAAGAAAAUAUAUUUAUAUGAGAAAUAACAAUUGAUUUAUAUAUCGACGUAGACGAUCCAUUUCAAAUUUUCCCGAAUUAAUUACACUAAAAAACGUAAUUGAAUAAUUUAUUAUUGCUUCUUUAUUCGCCAUAUUCAUUUCUUUGAACAAUAUUUUUGUCAAAUGGCUCGUUAUACUCUUAAGUUUUACUAAUGACGACAAUUUUUUCCCUUUGGCGAGCCAUUUUUCAUUUCCCUUUCUCUUUUUCUGCUUUAAUUUUCCUUUUUCUUUUUUUUUUUUUUUUUUUCCUCUCUCUAAUAACUUCAACGUAUACGACGAAAUCACAGGAGUCUCUCAAAAGCGUUAAUAUCGAGUACGUAUAGAAACGAUGAAAAUAAUAACAAAGAACACGAUGCAAAAUUUUCAAACGUAAAAAGGAUUGUCAAUGUUUUAUCACGUAUUUUGUUUUUCGAAUAAAAUUACCUGUUGUAUAUGAUUA